Hypoxylon trugodes is the source of this 2342-nucleotide messenger RNA. RefSeq lists its product as uncharacterized. The record is from RefSeq and is a predicted model, not a curated record. Bases 657 to 1955 code for a protein of 432 amino acids. Lineage: Eukaryota; Fungi; Ascomycota; Sordariomycetes; Xylariales; Hypoxylaceae. The transcript has 2 exons.
UUUGUUCCUUAACCAGGUACCUAAAGCUGCUGUGACUCCGCCCCAAGGCUGAGCUGCUGAAAUCUGCCUCACUCCUCGCCUUCUUACCCGCCUUGGUAAAUCGUAAAACACCACAACUAAGAUAUGACCAGUUCCAUGGGACAGGGUGGCUGAGCCUCUAGUAGCCGCAAUCGGCGUUUCUCGUCACACUACCGUGUCAGUUCUUUUGGAAUCUAUCAUGUUGCCGCCGAAACUCAUUAUAUCAAAAACGAGGUAGGCAUGGAGAAGCAGCCCUCGUGCACAGGCUAGGCAGACAAGGCAGAGUAUAAGGCUACAUCGAAGUUACCACAACGGUUCAAUGUCAGUCAUGAUGCGGGCAUCAUGGGGAUAUAUAAUGUAAGGAGGAUAAGUCAAUUUGGGGAUGUGGAUAUUAGUUCGAAAUAACAAAGAAGGAAACCCAGUCAACACCAAGCAAAGACGGUCAUUCUUCAAUUGCUACGCCUUCCAACUACUCCAUAUUUGAGUUAGACAUGGUCUUAGGCCUAUAGCCCCAAAGCAAUCACCCGAAGAAACAAACAAAUCAGUUUAACCGAAUCGACAGAGUUUCUGACUACUCAUGCGGCUUGUCGAAGUAUAACUAUAUCUUAGCUGGGAAACAAUCAACAGAGUUUAUAAAUAUGCCAUAUAUCCUCAACACUCCUUCCUGCGCGACUCCUUUAGGAUUCGGUGCCACUUCGCAGUCACCUUCUGCAUCAUCCUUUUCAUCAUCGCCUUCGUCCUACUCAUCAAAUUUCUCACCGUUUAAAACCCCUAGUUGCACCGGUCAAUGCCGCUACACCGAAUGCACUCAUCAACUUCGAUAUCAACAACAGCAGAGUUUCAGAAAUACAAUGGGGAAUAAUCCGUUCGAUAACGACUUAUCUGCUCGGACGUCUCAACUCCAUCUAAGUCCAGAGGAUCAAACAAGGGGGUCCUCUACACGAAGUAGCCGUUCACCUUCCGGCUUCUCGCUCCGCAGAACUCUUAGUGGACGGAGCCGUGACGGCGAGACUGGCGGCGAACGUCACAGCCGAGCCUCGAUUAUCAGUAGCAUGUUUUCCGGGCGCUCGCAACGGCCCGAGAGCCCACCCCCGCCCUAUUCGCCCAGAGCUUCUGGGCCAGCUCCUGUGCGGGAACCAGCCCUUCCUCCCGUUCCCCCCUCGGUACCCCCGAAAAACGCCUCGGUAGCGGACGACCAGUAUGCAUUUCUGAAAGAGUUUAACACCAUCUUUUUGAUUGACGACUCGUUGUCCAUGAAAGCCGAGCAGCGGUGGAGCGAGACCCAAGCGGCUGUUGCUGCUAUCCUGCCUAUCUGCACUGAGCACGAUGAGGACGGUGUAGAUGUGUACUUCCUCAACCACCGAACCAACGACAAGGGUGACCCCUCGCGAGGCGCUGUCGGCACUGGCUACCGCGGUGUGCGUGACGCACGCACUAUCCAGAACCUCUUUAACCGAGUUGUUCGGCCGUCCCUAGCUACGCCAACGGGAUUACGCCUAGACCACAUCCUCCGCGCGUAUCUAUCACACUACGAAACCGUAGUCCGUAAGUCGGGUGGUGACGUAUACGCCGCGCGACCAAUCAACAUCAUCGUAAUCACCGACGGCCAGCCCACGGAUGAGCCCAGCGAGAUCAUAACCGCGGCAGCUAGAAGACUCGAUGCGAUGCGCGCCCCACCCCACCAAAUCGGCGUGCAAUUCUUCCAAGUCGGUCGAGACCCAGGCGCCACGCAAUCCCUUCGAGAACUCGACGAUGAGCUGUGCCACCGAGAAGGCAUACGGGAUAUGGUCGAUACUGCGACGUUUAAUGGUGCGACGAAGGCCGAUCAGCCCACGCUCACGGCGGAUGGAAUCUUGAAGGUGGUGCUUGGCGCUGUCAAGAGAAAGUUGGAUCGUAAGGUCCUGGUUAGAGUUGAUGGACCCUCUCGUUAUAACUGAUUUUUUUUAUGCUUAUGGAUGGGGAUACGCGAAAAGAAUAGGGAAUACACAUUAGACUGGGGCGGCUUACUUGAUAUUUAAACGAAAAGAAACGGAAAGGUUAAGGAUUCGGUCGGUCGCGAAUUCCAUUCAAUGAUACCCAUCGGCUUCGUUGGCGUUUGGCGGAUGGCGGAUGGGUAUCAAGAAAUUUUAUGGAGAGAUCAUACUCUACACUUGUAUUAUUAGUUUCCUCCCCUCAUUUCAUAUUUGGGUCAGCACAGUCAGCGAUACCUACAGAGAUUGAGUAAAUCCGGGGGUUAGAGAAAAGUAGUGUCACACUACAUCUAGCAAAUUAGCAAAAAUAGUAGCGGGUCUCGGGCCUGAAAUUAACAAUACCUUCUUUACAAA